Messenger RNA from Drosophila suzukii, 742 nucleotides. RefSeq names its product nucleoside diphosphate kinase 6 (gene nmdyn-D6). NCBI's taxonomy places the organism in Eukaryota, Metazoa, Arthropoda, Insecta, Diptera, Drosophilidae. The record is from RefSeq and is a predicted model, not a curated record. Gene Ontology annotation, biological process: CTP biosynthetic process; cilium movement; UTP biosynthetic process. Gene Ontology annotation, cellular component: cilium. Gene Ontology annotation, molecular function: nucleoside diphosphate kinase activity.
CUAUCUCAAUAGCAACUGACUAAAAACUUUGUUUACAUUUUAAAAUAAAACUAAAUAGUUGGAAAUACAGUAUACAAGAUAUGGAAAUCACACUGGCUCUGAUAAAGCCGCACGUGCUGCGGAACACUUACGCGAUGCAGCAGAUCCGGGCCCUGAUCUCCCAGAACUUUACGGUCCUCGACCAGAAAGAGGUUUGCAUAACGAAGGAACUCUCAGAACGAUUCUACGAGGAACACCAGGGAAAAUUCUUCUACCACCGUCUUACGAGCUUUAUGAACAGCGGACCUUGUUAUGCCCUGAUCCUUCAGUCGGAGGCCUGCAUCCAGAAGUGGCGCAGUCUUCUAGGACCCACCAAGGUUUUCCGAGCCGUCUAUAGCGAUCCCAACUGCAUCCGAGCGUUGUACGGGUUAUCCGAUACCCGUAAUGCCUGCCAUGGAUCCGAUAGCGAAGCAUCUGCCCUCCGUGAGAUUGGUAUCCUGUUUCCAGAGUUCAACGCCGCUGAAAGAAACCGACAGGCGAAAAAGGAGGCGUAGCAUUCUGCUUCAUCUUUGUAAAGAUGCCCUAUAGCAUUUCUAUUAUAAGCUAUUUAAUGUCAAAGAUUUCGAGCUGGCUCAUAUAAAAAGCCUAUAAGGUUGUAAAAGAGCCACCGAAAGUGUGCUUAUUUAUUUUUGUUAUCCCAAUAUUAUUGUAAAGACAUCAAACUAUACCAAUAUUAAGUUAAGUUUGUAGUAAAACGUAAUGA